Fulvia fulva is the source of this 360-nucleotide messenger RNA. RefSeq lists its product as uncharacterized. The coding region runs from base 1 to 360 and encodes 119 amino acids. The record is from RefSeq and is a predicted model, not a curated record. The transcript has a single exon. Lineage: Eukaryota; Fungi; Ascomycota; Dothideomycetes; Mycosphaerellales; Mycosphaerellaceae.
AUGGGACUCAUGCUCUCCAAACCCGCUCGUACACUCGAGCCUGCACCUGAGCCGACAAACAGCCACCUCCUCCGCAUCCCACCAGAACUCCGCCUCAUCAUCUACACCGAGUACUUCUCCUCUCUCGCACUGUCCCGUCAGUGUGAGGAGACAUUGCAAGCCCCUCUCCUCUACAUACCCACCUCCCCCCUAGAUCCUUCAAUCAACUCCUCCCUUACCCCUAGCAAGCAUCGCUCGCCUCAAGUCCCACUCCUCAGCACCAGCAAACAGAUCCGCGCAGAGGCUCUCCCCGUCUACAAGGAAACGCUCGACUCCCGUCGCGAGGCCGCCUUGCUGCGAUGUAGGGAAUCCAUAGCUUAG